Mesocricetus auratus (golden hamster) is the source of this 2835-nucleotide messenger RNA. RefSeq names its product mannosidase endo-alpha like (gene Maneal). Gene Ontology annotation, molecular function: alpha-mannosidase activity. The transcript is spliced from 4 exons. Gene Ontology annotation, cellular component: Golgi apparatus. NCBI's taxonomy places the organism in Eukaryota, Metazoa, Chordata, Mammalia, Rodentia, Cricetidae. The record is from RefSeq and is a predicted model, not a curated record. Bases 72 to 1436 code for a protein of 454 amino acids.
CGGGCGGGCGAGCGGGAGGGAUGGCGCGGCUCCGGGGCCGGUAGCGCGGUGGCCGGCACCGCGGGAAAGCCAUGGCCCGGCGGCGGCGCCGUGCCUGCAUCGCCCUCUUCCUGGUGCUGCUUUUCGCCUUCGGCACACUCAUGGGGCUGCGCACGCUAAAGGCCCCGGACGGGCUGCCCGCGCUGGGCCCGGGCCCGGAGCUAGCGCCCUUCGAGCGGCGUCCGGAGGGGAAUCCCGCGCCUGCCCGCGCCCCGGCCGCCCCCGCCGCGCCGCCCCCGCCGCCGCCGCCGCCACGCACCGCCGCCCCUCGCGCCUCGCUGGGCCCCGCCGAGGCUGAUCCCGCGCCCCGGCAGAGCCUGCACGUCUACUCCGACCUGCACGCCUUCUACUAUUCGUGGUACGGGAGUCCGCGGCGCGAGGGCCACUAUGUUCACUGGGACCAUGUCAUGGUGCCGCACUGGGACCCCAAGAUCUCGGCCAGCUACCCGCGUGGCCGCCACAGCCCUCCAGAGGAUUUGGGCUCCAGCUUCUACCCGGAACUGGGGCCGUACAGCUCACGGGAUCCCGAUGUGCUACGAGAUCACAUGACCCAGCUCAAAGAAGCUGCCAUCGGAGUCUUGGUUCUUUCCUGGUACCCACCUGGCAUGGCUGACGACAAUGGGGAGCCCUCAGACGAUCUGGUACCUGCCAUUCUGGACACUGCCCAUCAGUACAACAUCCAGGUGGCCUUCCAUAUCCAACCCUACAAGGGCCGGGAUGACAUCACUGUCCAUGACAACAUCAAGUACAUCAUUGACACGUAUGGGUCCCAUGGUGCAUUUUACCGUUAUAGGAACAGCAUGGGCAAGAGUCUCCCGCUCUUUUAUAUCUACGACUCAUAUCUGACAUCCCCUGAGGCCUGGGCCCACCUCCUGACACAAAACGGGCCCCAUUCGAUCCGCAACACUCCCUAUGAUGGGGUCUUUAUAGCGCUGCUGGUGGAGGAGGGCCACACCCAUGAUAUCCUUGCUGCUGGAUUCGAUGGAAUGUACACCUACUUUGCCUCCAAUGGAUUCUCCUUUGGCUCCUCCCAUCAGAACUGGAAAGCUGUGAAGAACUUCUGUGAUACCAACAAUCUGAUGUUCAUUCCUAGCGUGGGGCCUGGGUACAUUGACACCAGCAUCCGGCCCUGGAACAACCAUAAUACUCGGAACAGAGUCAAUGGCAAGUACUAUGAGACAGCCCUUCAGGCAGCCCUGACCGUGAGGCCCGAGAUCGUCUCCAUCACCUCUUUCAAUGAGUGGCAUGAGGGCACACAGAUUGAGAAGGCUGUUCCGAAGAAGACGCCAACUCGCCUCUAUUUGGACUACCUGCCUCACCAGCCCAGCCUAUACUUGGAGCUGACUCGCCGUUGGGCAGAGCACUUCAUCAAGGAAAAGGAGCAGUGGCUGAUGUGAGGGUCACCACUCACACCUUAGGUCACCAAGCUGGUUCAGCUGAGGAUACAGGCACACACUAGUCCCAAGUAGCAAUUGGGUGCUUGUGGGUAGGUGGGCCAGUUAGUGCGUGUACAACAGAGCCUGGCUCUGGGGCUGGGAAGCAGGCUUGAAGGCGGCUGGCGGAGGCUGCACACUACUCAGGGCAGCUCCACACCCUUUAGCUCUCAGCUGUGGCAGGUUGUAUAGGGGAGUUGCCAGCUACUGUGCUUAAAAGGUCUCAGGGUUCUGAGCUAGCAUGCACCUUACUUCCUUUGGACAGCCUACAUCUCCUCAGGCACCUUCCCACAUCUUCCUGCUCAAUCUGACACCUUUAAAAGGAGACUUUGUUUGAGGUCCUUCCAGUAGACUCCUGUGCUACAUGAUCAGGAAGCACAGAGCAUCCACUCAUUACUAGGCACCUUGCUGUCAGGUGCUGGGGAAUUUGGUCCAAGUUCCCUUCCUGAGCUUACAGGAUAUCUUGCUUUUGGUGUAGCUAUGCAGCUAGCACCUUGGUUGCUUUGUUCUUUGCAGCUAUGCCCAGGCCUGGGAGUUCAGCUAUUUUUCCUCCAAGAAAAAACCUCUGUGCUCCAGAGCCUUUCCCAGAUGAACACACAGCUGCAGAGAACACUAGGUCACUCUCCCUUCAGCUGUCUAGGCUGGGGAGGCCACCCAUUAGGGCCACUUUCAGUGCUGUGAUUUGUAUUAAAUAUGAAGUGAUGUUUGCCAGCACACAUUCCUGUUGUGGCCCUCAUAAAUGCUGACCUGUAGGUCAGUCUGUGACAAAUUAGCAAACGGCUGGGCUGGCUAGUUUUAGCACAAUGGAGAUGAAUUUGCUUAAAUUAAUAGUUUAUGUAAGAUUUCUAGAGGGAAGUUAAUCAGCCAGUACUUAUUUAUAAACAAACUAAUGAUAACUGCAAGGAUCCUUGUAAAGUUAAGACCGAUGGAAUAUUUUUCAGCAAGAUUCUCAAAAUACACUUGAAAAACUGAAAAGUGCUGUACUGGCUUACAGGCUAAGGCUGAGCCGUAACUCUGGGAAAGGGAAGCAAGUAGGGGAGGAUGAGGUGGAAUAUAGGUCAUUUCAAGGACAACCAGCCCAUUUACUGACACUAAACCCCACCUGAGGGAUGAGCACAGCUGGCCACCCAAGCCUGUAGCUUAGUCAACAGGGCUUGAUCUACCCAGUCCUAAUUUCAUUUCACGCACAUACAGCUUGGAUACAGCAAGGCCAGCAGGAAGGGUCAGGCAUCCUCAAUGAAACUUGACUAAGAUCUUCUAAAGGCUAAUCUACAUCAAUAGCCAUAAUGCACAUAUAUACCUUGACCUAGAAAUGCUACCCUAAGGAAAUAGUUCAAAAGAAAAAUAAACCAUUUACAAACUA